Molecule: messenger RNA, 4477 nt
Organism: Protopterus annectens (West African lungfish)
Lineage: Eukaryota; Metazoa; Chordata; Ceratodontiformes; Protopteridae
Product: gap junction gamma-1 protein-like
Exons: 3
Coding region: 183-1313 (376 amino acids)
Biological process (GO): cell communication
Cellular component (GO): connexin complex
Source: RefSeq, a predicted model, not a curated record
CAGGCACAAGAAGGCUUUGUCUUAUCUUGGCACUGGAAGGUGGAGUGGCCAGACAUCCACAGGGCACGGAAUCGAAUCCCAAGAAGCCCUCUUUUACCAUACGUUUAUACCUUUGUGUUGGCUGUAUAACUUACACGGAUAAAAGUGUCAACAGUCUAUAGAAGAGCAUCAGAAACAUCACUAUGAGUUGGGCGUUUUUGACACGAGCCUUAGAAGAGAUCCAUAACCAUUCCACGUAUCUUGGGAAGAUUUGGUUUACAGUCUUAAUUAUUUUUCGUAUUGUGCUGACAGCAGUGGGGGGUGAAACCAUCUAUUAUGAUGAACAGAGCAAAUUUGUUUGUAAUACGCAUCAGCCCGGCUGUGAAAAUGUAUGCUAUGAUGACUUUGCACCUCUCUCACAUGUUCGUUUUUGGGUAUUCCAAAUCAUCCUAAUAGCUACACCUUCAGUCAUGUACCUGGGCUUUGCAAUGCACAGAAUUUCGCGAAGUGGAAAUGAUGGUAAGAAGAAGGCACCCCGUCGCAUGCCUAUGAUUCAGCGAGGAGCUAAUCGUGAUUAUGAGGAAGCAGAGGAUGAUAACGAAGAAGAUCCCAUGAUGUUUGAAGAAAUAGAGUUAGAAAAACCUGAAAAAACGGAUGACAAAAAUGACAAAAAACAUGAUGGAAGACAGCGUAUCAUAAAAGAUGGCCUGAUGAAAGUUUAUGUCCUCCAUAUUUUGGCACGGACCAUCAUGGAAAUUGCUUUCCUUUAUGGACAAUACAUUCUUUAUGGCAUUAAAGUAGCCCCAAAUUAUGUAUGUACUAGAAGACCUUGCCCACAUACUGUUGAUUGUUUUGUGUCAAGACCAACAGAGAAAACUAUUUUCUUGCUUAUCAUGUAUGCUGUUGCUUGCUUGUCAUUUCUGCUUGACAUCUUGGAAUUGAUCCAUCUUGGUUCUGGAAGCAUCCGAGAUGCUUUGAGCAAGAAGAAGACUAGUCAUGUUCGUUCUCAAACUCCUUCCGCUCCCCCACACUAUCAGUUGUUGAUGAAGAAGGAUAAAAUGAAUGGCAAGCUAGCAAAUGAAAAAAUGAGCUAUGGCCACAACUUGCCCAGCAGGACAGAGCAUUUUGCUACUGCUGAUCCUGUGCGUAAUGAUCUAGAAAAGCUGAGAAAGCAUCUAAAGAUGGCCCAGCAGCAACUGGAUUUGGCAUUCCAGAUGAACAUUACUGAAAGUCCACAUGCUUCUAGAAGUGGCAGUCCAGAGUCUAAUGGCACAGCUGUAGAACAAAAUCGCUUGAACUUUGCACAAGAGAAAGAAGGAGCAGUUAAAGAUUGAGGUCUAUAGGGGUGAUGCUGAAUGAAGUUUUUGCUUCAUAUGAUAAGCGGCAUGUUCCCAGAUGUGGAAAGGUGUGAGAGAAGCUCCUGAGUGGACUAUCUGCUAAUCUGCGACUUGACUGGAAUUCUGUAUAUUCAAAGGAACCACUGGAAAAUGACCAAACCGAGGAAAAUGGAAACACAUCACAGCAGUCUUAAAGUGGAAUGCUUUCGUUGGACAAGAGAGAGCAGACCACACUGUGCUGACUCUAGUUUUUGUUUUGUUUUUUUAUACGGAUUUUUCAUGUUAAAGCUAUUUAUAAUGGUACAUAUUGGGUACAUAUACAAUGCCUUCCUUUUUUACCAGCAUAUGAAAUUUUUCUAGGAUUUGUUAUUUAUAGGAUAUAAAACUGGCCCACAGGGCUGUGGAAUUUAGAAGUGUUAAUAUUUAGUGUUUCUACGCCAAGUUUAUCAAUCUUCCAUUACAUUAUGCAAGUCACAGUAUGGUCUUGUGUGGUGUACUACAUACAAGUAAGAGACAGCUUAAAUGAUUUCAUGAACUAAUGAAUAUCAUAGUUAUUACAGACUGUACAUUGUGUGAAGCAUAUGGCUUCUUCCCUUUCAGAACAGAGUUGGCCACUUUUGAAAAACUGAGUCAAUAGUUGCAGUUUAUACAUUUUCUAAAUAUUUGCAUUUUUUAUAUUCGUUUUUUUUUUAGCAAAACCAUUCCAGUGUGUAUUGUAUUCUCAGGGUUGUGAGUGUUACGUUUUGCAUUUUAUGAUGUAGGAGAUUAGGACUUUGGAGUAGAUUUAGCAUUUCAGAAGUAAAUAUUGUUUACAUCGACUGUCAUUAAUCAGUGCUGACUGGAAAAAUGGCGGACUGUCAGGACUGGCAGAGUAAUAGUAACAUCAGGGAAAAUUAGUGUGUUGGUCUGCUUUUCAUACUGCAUUUUCAUGUUUUGUCAAUGGAUAAAUGAGGAAACAAACAGCUGGAUUCUGAAAAAAAAUCUACUCUGCAUCAGAGUAAAGCAAGUACUGACCGUAUAAUUCAAGAUCUGUAGCAAUGCACCAUCUUGUAUAUUUUAAAGAAUUAUAUUUAAAAUCUUCGAAUAUUGGCAGAUUCUUUUCAUUGUUAUUUUUCUGGUGGGAAAAUUGAGCGAUUUUUACUGAUUUCUUUGUAGGCGCAAGAUGUAUGUCCUCUUGCCUUGCAUGCCGCUGACCGGUUUGUCUUCACAGUUCACAGCAUCAUUAUGCAAAGAGAGUGGGUUGGUUAUAGUUGACCAUUCUGUGCUGGUAUGGGGCCAAAGCCUACCUGUUGUUUGAAGAAGGUAGACACUUUCAAUGUAGUUUUGAUUUUUUUUUUUUAUUAUUAUUAUUAUUUUAGUAAAUAGUAUGAACAUUUCAACAAUGACAGUUCUGACAUUUCUUGAAAUGGGAGGUCUUCCUUUUGAUGUUUCAUAAUAAGUAGAGGCGUUAUUGGUUUAAAGCACAUUUCUGACAUGCUAUAAUAUUUCACCACCUGUAAUUUAGGUCAUAGAUUUUCAAAGCAUUUUGACGAGUGCAACCUUUUUCUCAUAGUCAUGAUGUUAUAAAGGAUGUCUGUGUCAUUUAUAUUUUAACAUUACGAUUGUAGUUGUUGCAAUCAGAAUUGGUGUUGUGUUAAAUUGUAGCAUAUUUGCACUGUGGAGUCAGCAGACGACCUAUAAGCUCCUAAACAAAAGUUUACAGAAUUAUGGGCUCUUGCCAAAGUUUUUUCUCACUUUAUUUUUUGUGACAUUUUCUGUAAUGAACUGGAAGUAAUGUUAGCAACAUCACUGAUAAAAUGUGUCCUUUAUUUCUAAUAAUGCUUCCCCAUAGAGUGGAACACGGUACUCCUAUGCUGCUAGUUGACAUUCCUUAAAACACAGAGGAGUGCUGGUGUUUUUCUUGGCAGGACAAGAAUUAACAUUGACUGAACUGACCAUAGCUGGAAAUUUUAUAGUAGCUAUGUGUCAGAUGUAGAAAGUCUUCAGAAUGCUGUCUACUUCAUUAGACAGCUGCCCUUGGCUGAUGAUGGGUUACUUAGUGUGUUUCAUUGUCAGGAACCUGUGUAUGAGCCUCUGUAGCUAUUUUUCCUACUUAGUGAAAGCAUCAUUUGAGCAGUAUUGGAACAUGGAUAAGUUGGUAAGGGAAUGGCAUGUUUCCUUUCCGUUUUUAUGCAGAAUGUAGUAUAUUAAGAUGAGCAGUUCAUACAUAGACACCAUGACUGCAUCCCCUUCUUCAGAGUUUUAGCAGGAAAUUUUGAAAAUAAGCUGCUUAUAGCUUGCAGACAUAUUGUGACCCUAGAUUUGCUUUCAUACAUCUGUACGAACCAGUGCAGCAUAUUCUGUGUAAAUACAGCGUAUAACUGUAGAAGUGUGUGUGUGACUGUAGUUUAUUGUGUUCCUUAUGCUGUUAUCAAAUGGAACUGAAACAAAGUUUUUUAUUUUUUUAUUUUUUUUUUUUUUUUCUGCCUUCCCCGGCUGUCAUCCCCAUCCAUUUUAGUGAGAUAUAAAGUAUCCCCUUUCUAUGCAUUGCAGUUAUUGUUGGAACAUAAUAUAAAGAGGACAGGCUAUGGUGGUCACACUAGCUGCUAAUCUUGUCUGCUCCUUUCCUCCCUGUUGUCUGGCAUCAAGCAAAUAUUUUAAGGUAAGACCCAGUUAUUUACAGGGGAAACAGGCAUCCUGCCCAAGUUUAGGAUGAAAUUAAAGCUUUGGUAAUCUGUGUCCCAGAAAUGUGUAAUUUUGCAUUGCAUGCAUAUUUUAAUGUCAUAAUGAAACUAAUACUACAUCCAGGCUAUAGACCUGCUGUAGAGCCCAGCAUUCUUAAAACUUUAAUCCUGGGACUUAUUAGCUUAUACAUUUCUUUUGCUGGUUUAGUAAUUUAUUGUUCAUUCCUCCAGAACCAUGAUAGUACAUUCAGCUGUGUGUACUUCACUGGCUGUGACACUCAUCUUUUGCACCUGUUGCAUGACUCAGCUUUUUCAUUUUAUUGGUAGUUCAAAUAUACCCCUUUUAAGAGUGGUUUGACCUUCGACCUCUUAGUAUCUUGCUCAGUUACACAAAUAUUGUAGGUAUCACAAGUACACCAACGGUCUUAUGCGCUUGACAACAUUACUUUAUUUGCCCAAAAAGAAUUUCAAACCAUAUAGGUGCAGUUUUAUAAUGCU